AUGGGCGCCGAUCGACGGUUACUCACCCUGGAUGAUCUCACGAGUCGACUGCGAGGGAAGUACAUCAGCGUGCGAUGGCCCGAGAGCGGGGUGUGGUACGACGCGAGAGUGGAACGGUUCGACGCCAAGACGCGCGUGGCGGCGGUGUACUAUCCGGAUUCGUUAGGGAACGACGGCGAGGGCGAGCAGGAGGAGUUGAAUCUGGCGGACGCGGUGUUGGAUGAUGAGGUGUCGUGGCCGGUGUUCAAGGAUGAGGCGACGGCGCGGGAGGUGAUGGCGCGACGAGAGGCGAACGAUUUGGCCAGGGAUCGAAGGGCCAAGCCGGCGGAUACCAAGGCGGCGCGAGCUCGGGCGCAGCAGCUCGCGGAGGAAAAGGUGGUGCGGGACAAGGUUCGGGAUAGUGUACGGGAGGCGAUGGAGAUGGCGACUCGCGAGAACGCGGCGGAGGGUCACGCCGAUGACGACAUCGGGUCGCCGAGCGACGUCGCUACUGCGGUCGAGGAGGCUUUGUACGCCAAGUGCGGGAGCGUCGAUAAGGAGUACCGAACGCGCGCGCGGUCGCUCAUGUUCAAUCUGAAGGACUUGCACAAUCCACAGUUACGCGCGAGAGUGCUCGCGCACGAUCUUCGCGCUGAAAGCGUGGUUGGAAUGUCACCGCAGGAAUUGGCGAGCAAGGAGCUCGUGGAGUGGCGCAAGGCGAGACAGCGCGCGGCGGGUGAGGACGCCUUCAUCAAGGGCGCCGCUCUCGAGGAUCUCGUCGUGAAGAAGGAUGGGAAGAAUGAGAUUCACGUGGAGAUCAAGAGGGACGAUCCGCAGGGAACGAUCAAGCCUCAGGUUGAACAGACUCCGAGCGCAGAGGAUGUCGUCGUCGACGUGGGCCACGAAGAAACUCAAGUCGUGGACGCCGCUUGGGACGCGACGGAUGAGCAGGGCGCGGUUUCGGACGCAGACGAAGAAGAAGAAAACGACAACGAGGAAGAUGAAGACGAGGAAGAACCAAAGGAGAGCGACGCAGGCGACAACGAGAUGCUUUCUUUUGAGAAGUUCGUGAAUGGCGGCGAUCAAGACGAGGAGGAAGAGGAAGAGGAAGAGGAAGAGGAAGAGGAAGCGCCAGCUGAGCCAGAGGAGGAUUACGAACCGGAGGACGGGCCAGAGUACGAUCCCGAGGCCCCGGUCGACGACGAGGAGGAGUACGAACCGGAGAACGAUCCAACGGACGUGCCUUUGCCGAACGGAGCGUGGGAAGGAGCAAUUGACAUCGCCGGCAUGACGUCUCUGUACGUGCGUGCGGUACCCAUCGGUGGUGAAGGCGCUUCGGUCGGCGAUAUCAUGCCGGAGUCCAUCACCGUCAAGGGGCGCGUCGAUUACAAAUCCAUGCAAUCGUUCGUGAAGCAGGUGCAUCGAUCGUCCACGUCUCGUGCGGUGACGCUGGUGCACGUCUCCAGCGCGCCGAGCGGCGGAGACGCCGCGGAGUCCGCCAUGGCGAAGCUCGUCAAGCAGUACCGCGAGCGCGGUCGAUGUGGUGUGGCGAAAACGGAUGAGGGCAUCGAGCUUUACAUCGCGCCUCGAGGCAAGGAUGUGGAAAAGGUGAUCGUCAGCGUCGGGUUAACCCCGGGACAGGUUUCCCCUUCGACGGGCAUGGUCGGCAUGUGCAUCCAUCCUCGCGGCAUCGGACCGAACGUACGCGAGAACAAACGCACGCGCGCUCAGAUGGAGACGGUCGAGGAGGAUUACGAACCAGCUGCACAGUUCAUAGACGUCCCGCCGCCGCCCCCACCGCAAAUCAUGGAGGUUCCUCCUCCACCUCCGCCGCCUCCGCCUCCGGCAGUUGCCGCGGCUCCGGCUCCGGCUCCGGCUUUCGAUCCACAACAUUUGCAGAGCCUGAUCUCAAACGCCUCAAACCUCUUCAGCGGCGCUCCGCCGCCGCCCAAGGGUCAGCUCGUGAACGUUCCGCCGCCGCCUCCAGCCCCGGGUUCGCGUCGAUAA
Ostreococcus tauri is the source of this 1986-nucleotide messenger RNA. RefSeq names its product Spen paralogue and orthologue SPOC, C-terminal. The coding region runs from base 1 to 1986 and encodes 661 amino acids. Gene Ontology annotation, cellular component: nucleus. Gene Ontology annotation, biological process: DNA-templated transcription. The record is from RefSeq and is a predicted model, not a curated record. The transcript has 2 exons. NCBI's taxonomy places the organism in Eukaryota, Viridiplantae, Chlorophyta, Mamiellophyceae, Mamiellales, Bathycoccaceae.